AAAUCAAGACCACCUUCAUCAAGCCCUUCCAGUAUUAUUCGCCGGACUUCCUCAUUGGAUACGCUUGCUGCUCCAUACCUUGCUGGACAGUGGCCUCGUGAUAAUCAUGGACAAGCUGCUCCAUGUAUGAGAGACAAAGCCACUCAGACAGAAAGUGCCUGGGCUGAAGAAUAUUUAGAAAAGAAGAGAAACUCGCACAAACGUUCAGCAUCAUGGGGCACCAAUGAUCAACUCAAGGAGAUUGCAAAAUUGCGUCAGCAAUUGCAGAGGAGCAAACACAGCAGUAGACAUCAUCGCGAUAAAGAAAGACAGUCUCCAUUUCAUGGUAACCAUGCAGCUAUUAACCACAGUCAGGCUCCCAUCCCAAAAAGUGCUCUUGUUCCUGUGAUACCUAUUACCAAAUCAACAGGAUCACGAUUCCGAAACAGUGUAGAAGGACUGAAUCAGGAGAUUGAGAUAAUAAUUAAGGAGACGGGUGACAAAGAGGAACAGCUGGUUCCUCAAGAUAUUCCAGAUGGGCACCGUGCACCACCUCCCUUGGUUCAGCGUAGCAGUAGUACUCGCAGCAUUGAUACCCAAACACCUGGUGGAGCAGACAGGGAUAGUAACAACAGCAGUCGCUCCCAGUCAGUGUCUCCAACUUCAUUUCUUACCAUCUCUAAUGAAGGCAGCGAAGAAAGUCCAUGUUCUACAGAAGAUCUUCUUGCUGAUUCCAGAGAUAAAGAGAAUGGAAAUAAUUCUCCCUUGCCAAAAUAUGCUACCUCACCAAAACCUAACAACAGCUACAUGUUCAAGCGUGAACCUCCAGAAGGCUGUGAAAAGGUGAAAGUCUUCGAGGAAAGCUUGCCAAAGCCAUUGCAUGAAAUUCCAGCCUUCUACUGCCCUGACAAGAACAAAGUGAAUUUCAUUCCUAAAAGUGGCUCUGCUUUCUGUCUUGUCAGCAUCCUCAAGCCACUUCUUCCCACACAGGAUCUCACACUUAAGGGCACUACACACAGCCUGACUGUCUCCUCUGGCAUGACAUCCAGUUUGUUACAGCCCAUUUCUAUGGCCUCCUUGUCUGCAAACACAGAUCAAGACAGGAUCUCUCGUGGAACAAGUACAGUAAUACCACAGACCUCUAUACUCCAGCAACCAGGACAUAUUGAGGAAGCUGAAGGAUAGAUUUAGAUUGUCGUGACGUUUUUCUGGGCAACUACUGGGAAAAAAUUGGAACCAGUUGACUGGACCUUUCUGAUCAUGCUAUUUGCAUUGUUUUAACAAUUUAUGGCACUGUCAUAACUGAACUGUUUGUUUAAUUGACAGUUUGGUAGCACAUUGAGAAGUUUGGGAGGAUGCAGCAGCUGAUACUCUGUUGCUCUUCUGCUUUUAAAGACUUCGGUUCUGUUUCCUGC
Tauraco erythrolophus (red-crested turaco) is the source of this 1394-nucleotide messenger RNA. The record is from RefSeq and is a predicted model, not a curated record. Lineage: Eukaryota; Metazoa; Chordata; Aves; Musophagiformes; Musophagidae.